Molecule: messenger RNA, 168 nt
Organism: Plasmodium yoelii
Lineage: Eukaryota; Apicomplexa; Aconoidasida; Haemosporida; Plasmodiidae
Product: PIR protein, fragment
Exons: 1
Coding region: 1-168 (55 amino acids)
Source: RefSeq, a predicted model, not a curated record
AUGGUUAUUCUAUAUUUAAUGUUUUUUUUAGUAAAAUUAAUAAUUUACAUAUUUUAUUUGGCGAAAAAAAAAAAAAAUGAAAAAGGUUAUAAAUUCAAUUGGAGGGAACAGACCGACACACAUAAUUAUAAAUUCAUUUAUUCAAAAAAAAAACUAAAAAAUUUAUAA